Molecule: messenger RNA, 1542 nt
Organism: Gastrolobium bilobum
Lineage: Eukaryota; Viridiplantae; Streptophyta; Magnoliopsida; Fabales; Fabaceae
Product: probable magnesium transporter NIPA9
Exons: 9
Coding region: 205-1236 (343 amino acids)
Biological process (GO): magnesium ion transport
Cellular component (GO): membrane
Molecular function (GO): magnesium ion transmembrane transporter activity
Source: RefSeq, a predicted model, not a curated record
CUUCUCUAAUCUCUGGGGUGUCCAAACUCCAAAGUCCAAAGUGUGUGGUAUUUGUAUUUUAAUUAUGAAAUUAAAAGUGAAUAGGUAGGUUAUGUGGCACAAGAAAAGUAACUGAUCCUGAAGGAGACCAGACACCAGAGCAACAGAACAGAGAGUUAGCUGUCCAAAGAGGAAGAAAAGUUUUGAACAUUUUCAGACACUGCCAUGUGGGAAUCCAUUCUGUUGACGGUGGCUGCGACCGCCGGCAACAACAUCGGAAAGAUCCUUCAGAAAAAGGGCACUAUCAUUCUUCCCCCUCUCUCUUUCAAGCUCAAGGUCAUAAGGGCGUAUGCUUUAAACAAAACCUGGGUUAUAGGUUUUCUAAUGGAUAUAUUUGGGGCAUUAUUGAUGUUAAGGGCAUUGUCUCUGGCUCCAGUCUCUGUUAUCCAACCAGUUUCUGGCUGUGGACUAGCAAUUCUUUCAAUCUUUUCUCAUUUUUAUCUCAAGGAAGUCAUGAAUGCUGUUGAUUGGGUUGGCAUUACCUUGGCAAGUAUUGGCACAAUAGGAGUUGGUGCUGGAGGUGAGGAGCAAGAGGCGGUUGCUCUAUCUAUUUUUCAUAUACCAUGGCUGGCAUUUGUUGUUUUCACCUUGUUUAUAAUGCUUAAUGGGUGGCUUCGAAUAUGCAAGCAUCAGCGAAGAGAACAAGAGAUGAUGGAAUACGAUGUCGUUGAGGAAAUCAUUUAUGGCUUGGAAUCUGGUAUUUUGUUUGGGAUAUCAUCUGUUAUAUCAAAGAUGGGAUUUCUAUUUCUAGAACAAGGUUUUCACAAGCUGUUGGUUCCUAUGUGCAUCAUGAUCAGUAUGUGUUGUAGUGGUACGGGCUUUUACUACCAGACACGUGGUCUAAAGCAUGGGAGAGCUAUUGUAGUUUCUACAUGUGCAGCUGUGGCAUCAAUUUUGACUGGUGUACUUGCCGGGAUGCUUGCUUUGGGUGAGCGACUCCCUUCUGCCCCAAAAGCUCGCUUGGCACUUCUUCUUGGAUGGAUACUUAUUAUUGUGGGUGUGAUUUUACUUGUUGGUUCAACACGGCUAGUGAGGUUCCUUCAAUGUUCUUCACGACGAAAAAGAAGCAAUGUGGAUAAGAAUUUUGGUCCUAGAAGAUCCAGUUCUUCCCGUAUAAGGGAGACAAGUCCAAGUGCUGUCAUUCAAGCGGCAACAUUAAAUCAUUUACUAUCAUCAUCUUCCAAAGAAAAAGCUUGAGUUGACAUGAGUUGAAAAAUGUUCUUUCAUCCUUCACAUGAUUUCUAAGCAUUAAGUUGCUUUCUAAUCCGUCUGCUAAGGCUAGGGUGUAGUAUGUAUAUGUACAGUUGCUGCUGCAUCAGAGGGCAUGAAUACUUUUGGGAUCAUUCCUUCUGGCUCACAUAGUUUGGAUGAAAUAUUUGUUACACCUUAUAAAAACUGCUACUGAACUUGCACUAUUUUGGCUUUUGAGGAUUGUAUUUGACAGUAAAGAUGGCAAACCAACAAAUGGAAUUUGUUUUAUUUGCAGGGAAACAAAUUUUAAUA